CAACGCAAUCAAGAAAACGUGGCAAACCAAGUGGUGACUCAACGUGUACGAUUGGACUUCCCAAAUUCAAAAAGUCUGCUGGUCCAAUUCCUUUCGUUCGAAUGCACCCGAAAGAAAAGGAAAGAGAGAUGCUGUCGUGGUUCACUUCGCAAAAGAAUGCUGACCUGGCUAUCCAAGAAGAAUGCCUGAUUAGCCAUGCCAUGGUACAAGAGAAAGAAGUUCAGCAUCCUGGAAUCGGUGAUGAUUUCAAUUUCAAUCUCAUCAAAAGGUACUUCUCGCCAUCGGGAUGGAAAGCUGCGAGUUGCGCAAUCAACACUUUUUCAAAAAACAAAUCAUCGCGCUAUUCUUGCAACGGCUGUUUCAAGACGUUUGAUGUUAAAGAAGAAACAUCAAUACAGUGUGACAGAUGUCUGCAUUGGUACCAUAUAUCGUGUGUGCUUUUAAAGAAAGCAAAACAAAACAUUGGUUUUGCCGUUACUGCAGAGGAAGCCAUCAAAUCAAUGUAA
Hydractinia symbiolongicarpus is the source of this 506-nucleotide messenger RNA. RefSeq lists its product as uncharacterized. The coding region runs from base 102 to 506 and encodes 134 amino acids. The transcript has 2 exons. The record is from RefSeq and is a predicted model, not a curated record. NCBI's taxonomy places the organism in Eukaryota, Metazoa, Cnidaria, Hydrozoa, Anthoathecata, Hydractiniidae.